AAACAAAGAAAUCAUAAUUGAUGAUACCCUUGGUUCUAGCAAAACAUUGAUGAAAUUACCCAUGAAGCUAGUAGCUGCGAUAGGGGCUCCCUCGUUAUUUCCUUCCUACAAUUUUGCUCAUUUGCCUGCAUCUACUUCACUACCCCCAUUUCUUCCUGUUUCCAUCUUCUCGCCUUUGCUCACCCCUAUCUCAGGGAGGAAGAAAUUAUUCUUACGUGCUGAGAAUCUUGAUUGUCAGAGCGUGGAACAAAUGGAUUUGAAGAGGGAAUUUCCUGAAUUAAACAAGGAUCUAUACCCCUGUAUAGAGCCAUAUUGUACUGGGUUUUUGAAAGUUUCCGACCUUCAUACUAUAUACUGGGAGCAGUCAGGAAAUCCUAAUGGCCAUCCCGUAGUGUUUUUCCAUGGAGGCCCUGGAGGUGGGACUUCACCCAAUAACAGGAGGUUCUUUGAUCCUGUCUUCUACCGAAUCAUUCUAUUUGAUCAGAGAGGUGCAGGUAAAAGUAAGCCUCAUGCUUGCUUGAAGGAGAACACAACGUGGGAUCUUGUUGGGGAUAUUGAAAAAUUAAGAGAGCACUUAGAGAUUCCGGAAUGGCAGGUAUUUGGUGGCUCAUGGGGAAGCACUCUCGCUCUUGCAUACAGCAUGUCACAUCCUGACAAGGUUACUGGUAUCAUUCUUAGAGGGAUAUUUUUGUUGCGGAAGAAAGAAAUUGAUUGGUUUUAUGAGGGUGGAGCUGCUGCAAUAUACCCUGAUGUUUGGGAGCCAUUCAGAGAUCUGAUUCCAGAGGAAGAAAGAAAGUGUUUUGUCAAGGCUUACCAUAAGAGAUUAAAUUCGGAUACCCUAGAAACACAGUAUGCAGCAGCUAGGGCGUGGACUAAAUGGGAAAUGCUGACCUCUCAUCUUCUCCCUAAUGAAGAGAACAUAAAGAGAGGAGAUGAUGAUGAUUUCUCCUUGGCAUUUGCAAGGAUUGAGAACCACUACUUUAUCAACAAGGGAUUCUUCUCUUCAGAUUCUUUCCUUCUAGAUAAUGUUGAAAAGAUAAAACAUAUCAAAACAAUAAUUGUUCAGGGAAGAUAUGAUGUUUGCUGUCCAAUGAUGUCAGCAUGGGAUCUUCAUAAAGCUUGGCCAGAGGCAGAGUUUAUUGUUGUCCCAGGAGCAGGUCAUUCGGCAAAUGAACCAGGAAUAGCAGCAGAACUUGUUGCGGCUAAUGAAAAACUGAAAAACAUCCUUGAAGGAGUUUCUUGACUACAAGUGCCCGCUAGUCAUUGACAUUAGACGUCGGCAUGGAUGUUUGUGAGAGUUAGUAUUUUAGAUCCUGGUAUUCUAGGUUUGCGUCUCUUCUUAGAUGAACUUAGAGCACCACAUGUGUGGAAGAAAAAAAGUUUGCCUAAAAACAAUGCCACGAGUUGUCUCCCCUUUUAUGUACGACUAUUGGACGAGGCUAAUUGGAAGAGUUCAUUUGUGACAUCAUA
Solanum dulcamara is the source of this 1470-nucleotide messenger RNA. RefSeq names its product proline iminopeptidase. Gene Ontology annotation, molecular function: aminopeptidase activity. Bases 50 to 1243 code for a protein of 397 amino acids. Gene Ontology annotation, biological process: proteolysis. NCBI's taxonomy places the organism in Eukaryota, Viridiplantae, Streptophyta, Magnoliopsida, Solanales, Solanaceae. The transcript is spliced from 11 exons. The record is from RefSeq and is a predicted model, not a curated record. Gene Ontology annotation, cellular component: cytoplasm.